Messenger RNA from Saccostrea cuccullata (small rock oyster), 2073 nucleotides. RefSeq names its product beta-1,3-galactosyltransferase 5-like. Gene Ontology annotation, cellular component: Golgi membrane. The coding region runs from base 234 to 1487 and encodes 417 amino acids. The transcript is spliced from 2 exons. NCBI's taxonomy places the organism in Eukaryota, Metazoa, Mollusca, Bivalvia, Ostreida, Ostreidae. The record is from RefSeq and is a predicted model, not a curated record. Gene Ontology annotation, molecular function: hexosyltransferase activity.
AUAUUGAGAGAAAUUUCUGCUCUAGAUUAAAACUUCCUGCUUCUAACAGCAUUUAACAUUCGAAAAAGACAUACUGCUGCUGGAUCAAUAUGAACCGCUGCCUCCCCCAAUGUCUAAACGAAAGUUGUCUUUAAUUGAAGUAAGUCAAGGCAAAGUCUCCUUCUCCUGAUCGACGCUGAAUCGGUUUUACUCACUAGGAAAAUUGCUGAAUAAGGAUUGCUGUUUUGUUGAGAAUGCCAUCAUGUGUCCGAUUUCUGGCAAGGCGAAGAAUCAGAAAUUGCUAUCACAGUCCAUAUCUCCUUUUUACUAUACCACUGUUCUUCUGGAUUUUCUUUUGUCAGCAAAGGGCACCUGUUAUUACAGUUUUUGCUCAUAUUUCCAUCAGAGAGACAGAAAAUAUCUAUAAAUAUUCAUAUUCCAACAACUUUCCACGGAAGGGCUGCCCCCUUUCUUCCAAUUCUAGUUAUUUACAAAAUAAUAACUUAAAGGACAAUAGUGGCUAUGCUUUAAAUGGUGUUUUAUUCCCAUGUGCACCACCACUGAACAUUUCUAAUAUUCGAAAGAAGAAGCUGGCUUUUAUGUCUCUGCUUUAUCCUCUAGAACUGGAUGUUGUACAAGUGGUAAAAUCACAACUCGAGGGCAAGAAAAUCGUCAACGAACCCAUCAAUAGACAUGAUUUUAACUAUAUUCACAAAGGACAAAAUAUAUGCACAGAAUCCAACAUCUUCUUCAUUUUAGUUGUAAAAUCUAGAGUCGAGAAUUUCUCAAACCGGCACGUCAUUAGGAAGACUUGGGGCAAUAUUAGCAAUUACGAAGCUGUCAAAAUUGUAUUUCUUCUUGGUUUUAACCAAAGUGUGCAAACAGAAGUCGAUAGCGAGGCUUUGAAAUAUGGAGAUGUUGUACAGGAAGAUUUUUUGGACAAUUACUCGAACAACACAUUAAAAACUAUUAUGGGGCUAAAUUGGGUUUCCCAACACUGUCCAAAUGCCAAGUUAAGCUUUUACGUAGAUGAUGAUGUUUUCCUUAUCGUAAAUAAUUUAAGAAAAUUCAGGAAGUCUCGGAACCAAGGUCCUGAUAUGAUGUUAGGUAAGCUUCUGUCUCAUUCUGUACCGUACCGGGACAAUACGUCUAAAUGGUUUGUGUCGUGGGAGGACUAUCCAUUUGACAAGUAUCCUAAGUAUCUUGCCGGGUACGCCUAUCUCAUGUCUGCAGAUCUUGUAAAGAAAUUUGCUCUAGCUGUACCUUACAUCCAACCUAUUUCAAUCGAUGACACCUAUCUUGGUAUUGUAGCAGAAAAACUGAAAAUUGUGCGUAAAAACCAGCCUGGUUUCAUCAUGAAGAAACCUGGACUAGUGUCAAACGAUGCUGUAACGAUGAAUUUUCGAAAUACGUUAGCGUAUCAUCAAAUAUCGUCUCCUGAGUCCAUGUUACAGACAUGGAUAGCAUAUUGUAAAGAAACUAAAUUCUGUUCACCGAAGCUUGAUUGACGGGAUGCUCGUGCAAUAUUAUCAGGAUAAAGUCUCCGUGUCCGGGAAGGAAAUACGCCUGAUCUUUGUUGGAUAAACUACUUGAAACUGAUUUGUUUGAUUAAACGCCACUCUUUUAUUCCAUGGCUCUGUACAAUAAUGCUGUAAAAGUAUUAUCAUAAUGUACAAAUAUACAAUAACGGACACAUGGAAAGCAAUAGGUAAAAUAAAGCAUUUUAAGCCCCUGAAGAAGUAAGUUUUUAAGCUGUGUUUGACAAUAUCAAUCGAUUUUGAUUGCUAUAAAUUAAUAAUAUACAGGGGCAGUUCAUUCCACAAUUUUGGUCCAAUGGUGCUAAAACUUCUAUUGCUGAAACUUUUCCUUAUAUUAAAUGAGACUAUAUGAAUAACAGUUUUCGGAACUUCGAGAAGUUUGAAUGUCAGAAUUUUGAAUGAUAUUGUAUAUCUAAUCGGUAUCAAAAUGGAGAUUUUGAACUGUCAAAUUUCCUCAAAUUUAACAUUAAUUUAGCACUCAUAUUUGGAAUUCUUUGUCUUUUAUUAAUUUUGCAUCGUGUUGUACAAAAUAAAAUAACAAUUGCAAUGGUCUAAA